This is a messenger RNA of Cuscuta campestris, 4985 nucleotides long. Lineage: Eukaryota; Viridiplantae; Streptophyta; Magnoliopsida; Solanales; Convolvulaceae. The record is from the annotation of a GenBank genome assembly.
AAAAAGUUUUAAAUUUGAAACAAAGUCUAUUCACCCCCCCCCCCCAGACUUUGUAUCUCACCACUUUGGGACCACCAAUUGGUAUCAGAGCUUACUUCUCACUAUCUACGUUUAGAUUAACGAGAAGCGAUCAUAAUGGUGAACAAUAUGGAUCACGGGUUACCCAAGUUUUCUCUUCUAGGUUAUGAUGAUUGGAAGAUCAUGAUGGAAGCACACCUCUACGCUCUACAUGAUUGCAUGUGGAUGGUGCUUGAGGAUGGACCCUUGAAAAUACAAAUGGAGAAUCCUGAGAGGAAUCCAGCCACUCCAGAUGUAGUCCAGUACAUUCCAAAGCCCAAAGAAAAAUGGGAUGAUAGAGAUUGCAAAAAGCACAAUCUGGACAACGUCGCCAAAGCAUCCAUCUUCAAGACACUUGAUCCCAUUACCUUCUCCAAAAUUAAGCAUCUCAAGACUGCCAUGGAGAUUUGGCAGGGUCUUGGGAAGCUAUGUGAGGGAUCAGAGGACCUGAGAAAGCAGAAGAUAGAAGUUCUGCUUGAGAAGUUUAAAAGCUUCAAAAUGCUUCCCAGAGAAUCAUUUGAUAUGUUGGAUGAAAGAUUCCACAAGAUAUUGAAUGAUCUUGCAUCACUUAACCACGUUCUUUCUCCCAAAGAAAAGAAUGUAAGGUUACUGAGAUCACUUCCAACUGAGUGGUAUACCAAAGCCACAGCCAUGGAAGAAGGAAGAAACCUGGAGAACUACACUGUCCAAGGUCUCCUUGACGAGCUCAGAACCUAUGAGCACGAGCUGAAGAAGAAGAAGGAAGAACAAGUCACUCCCUUCCCCACGGCAUUGAUGACAACUCUAAGAGUCCCAUCAAGUGAAGGGACAUGCCCAAGAAGUUGUGACACACCUUCCUCCAGCCAGCCGCCAAGCUCAAAAAUGGAGAACUACGAUGAGGAAUUUGCCAUGAUGGUCAAGCAAUUUCGGAAGUUCAAGAAGUUCUUCAAGAAAGCUGAUUCAAUCAGAAGGCCAACCAAAGGAAAGCCACAAGUAAGUGACUCCCCUCCUGAAUCUUAUUUGUGUUAUAACUGCAGAAAGCCUGGCCACUGGAAGUCAGCAUGCCUGUACCCAAAGGUUGAGAAGUACGAAGAAAGAGAAAGAAACGAGAAGAAAAAGAAGGCAAUGGUUGCUGCUGAAAGUGAUGAGUCAUCCAGCUCAAGCUCGGAUGAAGAAGCCCUCGUUUGCAUGGAGCGCAGAGUUGAAAAGUCCAACCAUGAGGACAGGUGGACUAUGUCAGAAGAUGACACUCUCUGCCUAAUGGCCAAAGAUGAUGCUAAUCAAGAGGUAACCUCACAAACCUCCUUCUCAUCUUCUUAUGAAAGCAUACCAACUUCUGAAAAUCUUUUUGACCAGUUCAAAAAGAUGAUGGAAGAUUUUGAGGAAAUAAAUCUCAAACAUUCAUCCUUAACCGAAGAGAACAAGUUGUUAAGUGAAGAGAAUCUCAAGUUGACUGAGGGUCGGAAAAGUCAACUAAAUGAGAUCACUCAACUUAAAGCUGAAAAUGAAUCUCUCUCUGAAAAGGUGAAAUCCCUCAACAAAGAGCUAGGGAUACUUAAGUCCAAAGAAGCAGUGGACAAGCUUCUUGAAACGACCAAACAUAAGGGUCGUGAAGGACUUGGGUUUGACCCCUCCAGUUCCAAAAGGAAAGGGAGAACAACUUUCAUCCCUCCUAAACCUACUGCCAAACCAAAUAAGCAGAAAGGAAAGGAAAAGGAGAAACCAACAGAAGUUCCCAAAAAGGAAGCCGCUAAGUACCCAGGUGUCUGGUACUUAGACAGUGGCUGUUCAAGACACAUGACGGGUGAUGCGAGCCUUUUGAGCAAUCUAAUUCCCUAUUAUGGUCCAAGAGUUACCUUUGGAGGAAGCAAUGAUUUCGGCCUUACUAAAGGGCUAGGAAAUCUGGUGUACAAGGGACUAACCAUCCAAGCUGUAUCUUAUGUUGAAGGUCUCAAUUAUAACCUUCUUAGCAUAAGUCAGUUUUGUGAUAAAGGUUACUCCUUGGAAUUCUGCAAGGACAUGGCAUCCCUCAAGAACAUCUCCACAAAUGAAGUUAUUCUCACUGGGAAGAGAAUCAGGAACAUCUAUGAAGUGAUGUGGGACGAUGUCAAGGAAGCAUGCCUAAUCAGCAAAGACAAGGAUGAAGAAGUCAAUGAAGGAGAUAGAAUGAAACCUACGGAGUUCAUUCCAUUCAGAAGUCUACCACUGAAGACUUCACAGAGAAAUCCGGAUUCAGACAGUGCUGAGCCUUCCGGAAACUAUCUGGAGAUGAUAGCCGCUCAAGAACUCUCCGAAUUUCUUCAAAUGGAGAUUCGUCUCAAAUUUGAAGAAGAAGUUCUUGAAUUCUACAGAAAUGGAGAGAUCAAGACUGCUCAUUCAAAGAAGGACCCACAGAGGACGUUUCCAGUCAUCAAGUCCACUGAUGGAGGUACAAAAGUGAAGCUUUCGCAAAAGAAAUUGGGAGAAAAGCUUCGCCUUCCCAAUUCUGGAGUUGAAAUUGGGAAAUUUCCAGUCAAAAAUCUGGACUGGAACAUCAUUGGAAUCUCUGGGCAAAUUCCUUCUGGCCCAGCGAAGAAAGCAGAUCUGAACAACGACUACAAGUUAGUUUUGGAACUGGUCAUCGCUUGCCUCGAGUGUGGAAGCGGAGGUCAUGCCGAUGACAUCACGCAGGAGAGAGCCUUCAUCAUCAACGCUCUAAUUACCCAAUCCAAGGUAAAUUGGGCUGCACACUUCUUUAAAUCCAUCUCAAAACAUCUGGGAAAGCACAAUCAGAAGUACCUGUGUCAAGGUCUCUAUAUUGGACAUGUUUUGGAGUCUAUGGGUGCUGCUUCUAAAGGAAAGAAGUAUGGAGAAAGAUAUUGGUUAUACUAUCUGUCUUCAAAAGGGGAAAACAGAGCUGGUGCUAGUGUCACUGCAGAGGAAAGCUCAUCAGAUAAUGUCCCACUCAUCCAUAUGGCAAAGACUGUCAAAAGGAAGCAAGUGGUGUCUCCCUCCAUUAGUGUUGAAGCACCACAGAACCUUGCUCUGGUCAAUGUGGAAGAAGCAGAAGAAGUCUCUGUGCAAGGAGAACUUCAAAAGAAGAAUAAGAGGAAACUCUCCUCUCCCUCAACAUCUGGAUAUGUCAACUCGGAUAAGUUGAAGGAGAAGGAACCUGCUGAGGAAACCUCUUCCCAAAACCGGAGUCCUCAACAACUUGAAGAAGAAAUCCCUCAAGUCCAAAGCCUUCCAACCUCCUCACCUCAACCUCAAAUGGAUGAUGCUGAUAACCAAUUCUGGCAGCUCUACUAUGAUUGGAGAGCAUGGAAACUGAAGAAUGAGAAGAUCAUCAAGAAAUGCUUAGGAAUACCAGUCAACCAUAGCUGUGAAGAAAUCUUGGAUGACUACUGGGUAUGGCAAAGGAACCAUGAAGACCUGCAUCUGGAAUACCUAGCCAACUCACCAAUGUCAGAAUUUGAAGUAGAUGAUGAAGAUCCUUCAGUCUACAAACCAGUCUUCUCUAAAGCCACAGAAGAACAGAAAACAGCAGAAAUUCUGGAACAGUCAAUUUUUCCAGAUACAAAUGAAGAGGAGCAAGCUGUAGAAGUCCAAAGAAAUUCUGGAGAAGCUGAGAAGGAAACUCAAAUGGCAGAACUGGAGGUCUCUAAAACUCCAAUAGCCAUUCUUGAAGAACAAAAUGAAGCUGAAGAUAGUGAUUCCCUCUCUAGAUAUAUAUCGAAUUUUGCGCUUGAUGAAGCAGAAGAAGAAUCUGAGAGAACAUUAAAGAUCACUGAUGAAGAAGAUGUACAAGAAGAUGCUGAAUCUCUUCCUAUGCAACUGUUUCAAAGAACACCCUCUUCUCAUCAGGUAACCAACUUUCAUUUCCAUAGCUCUUCCACCCCUACACUUCCGAAUGAAAUACCGGAACUCUGGACAAAGAACGUCCAAGGGUUGAUUGAAUCAGCCCUAGCAUCUCAACAUGCCUCCUUUAGGCAAGAGAUAGAGCAAAUGGAAGCCAGGUACACCAAGCUGAUAGAGACAUCUGAAGAGAAACACAGCGCAGAUCUCAAAGAUAUAAGCAAGUCAGUGCACAAGGCUCUAGAGAUCAUCUCUCUAUUGAGCAAAACUGUGAGCAACACGAUGGAGAUAUAUGCAUCUGACAGUCAUCUUCAACUCAAGGAGAUUAACAAAGUCAAAGAGCAAAUAGCUAAUAUCACCGUCAGCCUACAAAAGCAAAUGUCUCUUCUCCAAAUGGACAUCAGAUCAGCUCUAGCAGUAUCUUCAGCAAAUCAAGUAGUGACCAAAGACUACUUGAAGGUGAUCAUUGACAAUCAGAAGGAAGCACAUAAACUGUUCAGACUUCUUGGCGCAAAGUCUGGAAAUCGCAAGAUGGAAGUGAUUCUUCAACAACACAGUCCAUCCUUGAUACCAGAACUCCCCAUUGCAGUCAAAGAAGGAGAAGUCUCUUAUAUCCCUUCUCAUCUGAACAUGACUAAUCUAAUCCUUGAAGCACAGCAAAGAAAUCUGGAGAACUCAGCGCAGCACCUAUCCAGCUCAGGAUUGGAUGGAACAGAGGCAAUAGGAACUGUUGCUGCUCACUUCUCAGAUGAUAACCAAACAGAGGAGAAACGCAACAGUAUAAGGCGCAUCAAAGAACUUUGUGGCAACAUGCAAGGUAUCAGUGAGGCUGCCGGAUCUUCAAAACGCAAAAGGAACUGAAGGUUCUUUUCAUCAAACCAGGGGGAAAGGGGAACUUAACUAGUUUUGGCUAAUAAUUGUUUUUGGCUAUGAAUUAUUGAUGAGCUCUAAGCAAUAGAAGACGGAUAUCUCAGUUUUGGUACUAAAAUUGGAAAUCUCCGAUUCAGGUACUCUACAAAAUCUGCCUUCUUAAACUAAGCUUUAAUCCUUAAUUCAUUUCCAACUAGCUCAAAAAGUACUGGUCCUUAGGAUUUUAAUAAUGUACAGGACUUUGG